AUGGCUGAUGAGAAUGUCAAAGAGUGGACGCCAGUAUGCGUGGCAUCAACAAGACGACACAAAAGAGAGUUAUCAAUCAAUUCGUCGCGACUCUCUUCGGUUUCACCGUCAAUAGUCCAAAGUCAAUCUGCCGAUGUCUCUAGUGAUACAUCCACUACCGACCUUGACUAUUUCAAGAGUGCAGAAUGGACCCCGGAUGGAACGACCCUGUUGACAGAUUCAGCGGAUCAUUCUAUCAGAACAUGGAUUCUGCCACCGGAUCUACUAGAGGACAGGCCCACCCACCAGCUAUCCCCAUACUCAACUCUACCCUCAGCGGAGCCGACUUAUGCUACCGCAGUAUAUCCCUUCUACAACCUUCAAGAUCCAUCUACCACCUUAUUCCUCUCAUCUGUCCGUGAUCAUCCAAUUCGGUUAUCAUCAGCCCUUGCUCCUGCAUCAGUGGCGAGCUACUCCCUGGUAAACCCAAUGACAGAAGCAUUUAUCACACCACACUCGAUGAUAUAUCCAUCCACGCUAGGUGGGACCCAUUUUCUCACCGGGUCAGAUAGCCUCAUCUGUCUCUUCGACGUGUCCCGGACAGGAGCACAAGGCCCAGUAUCUUCAAUGCCGACUAUCCCCAGCAAACGCAAGCAGAUUGUUGGCGGAGGUAUUGGCAUGAAGGGGAUUGUUUCAGCUCUGGCCCUUAAUCCCAGCGGGGAUGGUAUUCUUGCUGCAGGAACUUUCACCAGACACAUUGGACUGUACAGCUCAAAUGGCUCGGGUGAGCUCCUCGGGACUUUCAGCGUGGCUAGGACCAGCGCAAACCGUGAGAUUGGGGGUCGUGGGGUUACACAGCUAGUCUGGAGCCCUUGUGGCAGGUACUUAUAUGUCGCUGAACGCAAGAGUGAUGGCAUUUUAGUUUAUGAUGUUCGGGUUACGGGGCAACUGCUUGGGCACUUGCGCGGGCGCAAGGCUUACACGAAUCAACGCAUGAAAAUCGAUGUUGUUUCAUCUGGUCCUAAUGGCUCUCACGAGAUUUGGGCUGGCGGUACCGAUGGGUUUAUGAGGGUUUGGAGGAACCCAGAGCACUGUGCAGGAGGGAAGGACCCCGAUUGGGAGUUUCAGGUGCAUGAUGAUGCCGUGACGAGUACAAUAUUCCACCCCAUGGGGAGUGUUGUUGCAACCUGCUCUGGGCAGCGCCAUUUUGUUUCGGAUGAUUCCUCUGAUGAAGACAUUCCAGCGGCGAACACUAAGCAGGCAGAUAACAGCCUCAAGGUCUGGUCAAUGCCAUUUCUGUUGUCAGAAAACAAGAUGAAUUACGACUCGGAGCCCGCAGCUUGA
This is a messenger RNA of Penicillium coprophilum, 1323 nucleotides long. RefSeq lists its product as uncharacterized. The record is from RefSeq and is a predicted model, not a curated record. The transcript has 4 exons. NCBI's taxonomy places the organism in Eukaryota, Fungi, Ascomycota, Eurotiomycetes, Eurotiales, Aspergillaceae. Gene Ontology annotation, molecular function: protein binding. The coding region runs from base 1 to 1323 and encodes 440 amino acids.